This is a messenger RNA of Ceratotherium simum simum (southern white rhinoceros), 4990 nucleotides long. Lineage: Eukaryota; Metazoa; Chordata; Mammalia; Perissodactyla; Rhinocerotidae. The record is from RefSeq and is a predicted model, not a curated record.
GCGAGCCAGCCGGGGCGAGCCAGCGGUGCGCACAGCUCUGUCCGCCACCCCCGGAGCGGACCCCCCGCCCGUUCUCGACUCUCCCCGGGGUUCUAGCAAAGCCCCCCGGUGCCCAUCAAUUUCCUUGGGUGACUACAGCGUGUGUUUUGUUUUUCUUUCUUCCUUCCCCUCCCUGUGUGCCCUUCUCCAGGAUGGCAGAAGCGGAAUUGCACAAGGAAAGGCUGCAAGCCAUAGCAGAAAAAAGAAAGAGACAGACUGAAAUAGAAGGCAAGCGACAGGAGCUUGACGAGCAGAUACUUCUGCUGCAGCAUUCCAAGUCCAAAGUGCUUCGGGAAAAAUGGCUGCUGCAGGGUAUACCCGCUGGAACUGCCGAGGAGGAGGAAGCCAGGAGGCGGCAGUCUGAGGAGGAUGAGUUCCGAGUCAAACAACUUGAAGAUAACAUUCAGAGGCUGGAGCAGGAAAUACAAGCGCUAGAAAGUGAAGAGUCCCAGAUAUCUGCCAAAGAGCAAAUCAUCCUAGAGAGACUAAAGGAGACAGAAAAAUCCUUCAAGGACUUUCAGAAGAGCUUCUCCAGUACGGAUGGAGACGCAGUAAAUUACAUUUCCUCCCAGCUCCCCGACCUGCCAAUCCUCUGUUCACGAACAGCAGAACCAUCACCUGGGCAGGACGGGACCAGCAGAGCAGCUGGAGUCGGGUGGGAGAGUGUGCUGCUAAAGGGAGACGACACAGCCUCGGAUGCCACAGAAACGUCCAGCGCAGACAUGACUAUCAAGAAGCCCCCCCAGCUUUCUGAGGAUGAUAUCCGGCUAAAAAGGGAGAGAGACAGCUGCAGUGCCAACCCCCUGGAGCCUGCUACCAGCUCUCUUCCCCCAGAUCACAAAAACAUGGAAAUUGAGGUUUCCGUUGCAGAAUGUAAAAGUGUUCCUGGAAUCACUUCUAGUCUACGUUCCACUGACCACCCCUCCCCUUUCUACUCUCCCCCCCACAAUGGCCUCCUCACAGAUCGCCAUGAAUCUCUGGAUAAUGAUGUGGCCAGAGAGAUCCGAUAUCUAGACGAGGUGUUGGAGGCCAACUGCUGCGAUUCUGCUGUGGACGGAACUUACAACGGCACAUCCUCCCCAGAGCCUGGAGCAGCCAUCCUGGUGGGCAGCCUAAGCCCACCCACCCAUACAGCCAUCCAGCCGGAACCCACUGAGAGAGCAGCUGGCAGGCAGGCACCUCCUCACAUUGAGCUCAGUAAAAGCAACUCUGCCACCAUGGCAGAGGGCAGAAGAGCGAACGGCCACUCCCCUGACCAGCCCAGAGAUCUGCUGGGGGAGAGCCUGCAGUCCCCCGUGAGCCCCACCUCCUCCACCAGCUCCCGCUGUUCAUCCCGAGAUGGGGAGUUCAUGCUCACCACGCUGAAGAAGGAAGCCAGGUUUGAGCUCCGUGCCUUCCACGAGGACAAGAAGCCCUCCAAGCUCUUUGAGGACGACGAGAGUGAGAAGGAACAAUACUGUGUCAGGAAAGUGAGGCCCUCAGAAGAGAUGCUGGAGCUGGAAAAGGAAAGGAGAGAACUCAUCCGGAGUCAGGCCGUGAAAAAGAACCCUGGCAUUGCGGCAAAAUGGUGGAAUCCGCCCCAGGAAAAGACCAUCGAGGAGCAGCUGGAUGAGGAACAUCUGGAGUCGCACAAAAAGUACAAGGAGCGCAAGGAGAGAAGGGCGCAGCAGGAGCAGUUGCUGAUGCAGCAGCAGCAGCAGCAGCAGCAGCCCCCAGCGCAGCUCUGCCCAGACCCUGCACCCUCUCGUGAACAUUCGAGCAUGACUGAGAACACAAAGAAGGACAUCGUCACGGAGCAGAUAGAUUUCUCUGCUGCGCGCAAACAGUUCCAGCUGAUGGAGAAUUCCAGGCAAACAGUAGCCAAGGGCCAGAGUACACCCAGGCUCUUCUCCAUCAAGCCCUUCUACAGGCCUCUGGGGUCAAUCAACUCAGACAGGCCACUGACUCUCUCGAGACCAGCUUCUAUUGGGGGACCUCCAGAAGACAGUGGCACAUCGGCAGCCAGAGGGCAGAAAGCCAGCUGUGCCCAGGAGAGCCAGUCUUCAGGAGGAGGCCAGGGCAGUACAGUUCCUCAGGGGAAGGAAGGGCCCUAUAGUGAGCCCUCCAAACGCGGGCCCUUAUCCAAACUGUGGGCAGAGGAUGGAGAGUUUACAAGUGCCCGGGCUGUCCUCACCGUGGUCAAGGAUGACGACCCUGGGAUUUUGGAUCAGUUUUCAAAGUCAGUCAAUGUCUCUCUGACCCAAGAGGAGCUUGACUCUGGUUUGGAUGAGUUGUCAGUGAGGUCCCAGGAUACCACUGUCCUGGAGACCCUGUCCAAUGAUUUCAGCAUGGACAACAUCAGUGACAGUGGGGCCUCCAAUGAGACAACCAAUGCCCUCCAGGAAAAUUCACUGGCCGACUUUUCUCUGCCCCAGACUCCCCAAACUGACAACCCCUCAGAGGGCCGAGGAGAAGGUGUCUCCAAGUCCUUUAGUGAUCAUGGUUUCUAUUCCCCUUCUUCCACGCUGGGAGACUCUCCAUCAGUUGAUGACCCCUUGGAAUAUCAGGCUGGUCUCCUGGUGCAGAAUGCCAUUCAGCAAGCCAUAGCCGAGCAAGUGGAUAGAGCUGUGUCUAAAACCAACAAGGGUGGAGCAGAACAGCGGGGACCUGAAGCAACUCUAGAGGAAGCUGAAACUGCACCUUCCAGCUCGGAGAAGCCUCAGAGCAUGUUUGAGCCACCCCAGGUGUCCUCUCCCGUUCAAGAGAAAAGGGAUGUAUUACCAAAGAUUCUGCCUGCUGAAGACAGAGCGCUCAGGGAAAGGGGGGCCUCCCAGCCACUACCGGCAGUGCAGCCCAGUGGCCCAAUAAACAUGGAGGAGACCAGACCAGAAGGGAGCUAUUUCAGCAAGUACUCGGAGGCUGCUGAGCUGAGAAGCACAGCCUCGCUCCUGGCCACUCAAGAGUCCGAUGUGAUGGUUGGGCCCUUCAAGCUGAGGUCAAGGAAGCAGCGAACUUUGUCCAUGAUUGAAGAAGAGAUCCGAGCAGCCCAGGAAAGGGAAGAGGAGCUGAAGAGGCAGAGACAAGUCUUGCAGAGUACCCAGAGCCCCAGGGCCAAGAACGCCCCAUCGCUGCCCUCCCGAACUUCAUGCUACAAAACCUCUCCAGGUCCUUGAGGCCACAAGGGUUAAUCGAAGAAAGAGCGUGCUGGCCUUGCGCUGGGAGGCGGGGAUCUAUGCCAACCAGGAGAAAGAGGACAAUGAAUAAUAAACUUCCUUCCACCCAGGAAGCUUCACUGGUGCUUGGGUUACCAAGAAACCAAGCAGUCAACACAUCAAAGCAUUUUAAUGGAAUAUUUAUUAAAGUGCAAACAAACUCAGCAAUCCUUAUGUAGACCAGAAGCUGCAAUAUACAAUGAUGAAACAUAAAGUGAGAAAGAAUUCCACCCAUCAAACUCUAACACCCAGGAGUCAACAGAGAAAAGAUUUGUUGUGACUCAAAAAUCACCUGGAUUUGGACCAAUCCACGAAUUGAUCCAAAAGGACAAAGUUACAAGCAAAUCAACAUGGUUGCUGCAGGCAGAACUGAGACCAGCCUCUCCGGAUGGUGAGGAAAAACCGUGGUGAUGGGGCCAUUUAGAGCGCAGUGCAGCCCAAGCUGGUGCAAUCUACAUGGCAUAGGAUAUUUCUCUGCACCCGUUUCCCACCCAUCGCUCACAGCAUCAGAGGUGUGGGGUUAACUCCAUUUUCUCCAGCAGCCAUAAAAUGAAUAAUGUUUCUCUCUAUAUUUGCCCAGAAGAGGCAAUUAUGAUUCCAUUUCUCUUACAUGUAAUUGUUUUUAAUUGGGAACAACUAAUGAUGGCAAUACAUAAAAUCCGUGUUUUUAAGACAAUAUCUCUUCACGUUGCAAACACAAUCUAUUCUACAUUAGGAGGUUGAGAAAGGGAGAGAAAGCCAAACCAAAUGGAUUAUUUUAGCUUUAGGAUCUCUCAUCUGCUUAUAAUAUUGACUGAUCUGCGGUUUAUGAGAACACAUUUUCACAAUUAUGUUUCUUCCUAUGAAAACUAUAUUUAGUGGGCAACAACUAUUUUUAUGAGGGGCUGGGGGAAUAUAUACAUAUAUAAAACCUGUACACUUUGAACAGCUGGAUUCAAGAUGGUAGGGGUAUUUUUCGAAUGGCAAUAAUUGAAAAAGGGCAAACUGCCUUAGAGAGGUAGAUGACAAGAAAUAAAAAGGUGUUUAUAACUAUAUUUUAUAUUAUAAAGUGGACUUAGUGGUGGUAGGAAGAUUGAUAGCUUAUUUUGGAUCAAUAAGAAAUGAAAAAUUAAAGAAAGAUCGUGAAGGUAGGGAGAAAAGAAGGGAGGAAGAAAGAGUGGGAAAAUUAGGAAGUAAGAGAUUAUUUUUGCUGAACAACCAGUUUUCCAGGAUGAUAUGGAGAAAAAGAUAGAAAUUUAAGUGCAGGCUCGGAAUCAGCUACAAAUCCUAAAAAUGGUGUGUGUGUGUGUGUGUGUGUGCGCGCAUGCCUUUGUGUGUUUGUGUAGAGUGUGUAUGCUCAUGAGGAAGGAUGUGUGUGUGAGGCUUAAAAUUCCAGAAUGAUCAUGGGACAAAGGUGUACAGUUAUUUCCUCCAAAGCUGUUUGUCAGCGUCAGGAGCGAGUGAGAAUUUCUUUUUUAUGAAAAGGGAUAUAGAGGCACCGAACUGAUGCAGUAUUUGUAAUAUUAAAUUGACCUAACAUGGUAUUUGCAUGAGUCACAAUUGCAGAGUUUUGAGCAGUUUUGUAAUUUGACACUUAGGAAAGUAUCAUAUUUAUUCUCAUGUUUUGUAUUCAUGCUUAGUAUACUAUAGAGGAUGCCAGCUUUACUCUCUGUCAUUUAAAGCAAUACAAUAAGGGUAUUCCAUAAUUGGACGCCCUAAAUUUCUGGAUGAGAAAAUUUUUAAUUCUGGCCAUGAGAAAAAAAGUGACCAGCCUUCUUUUU